AUGGAAGGGACUGAUCGCUCUGAAAAAAAUGUAAUUGAAAAUGCCAUCCAGGAGUUUCAGCGGAAGACGUGUGUACACUUUAUUCCAAGAAUUCGGGAGCUGGAUUACAUCAACUUUCAGGCACUGGAUGGGAGCUGGUCGUUUCUGGGCAAGAAGGGAGGGGCUCAGUCUGUGUCGCUGGAGCCCGGCAAGGUGACCAAGGGCACGGUUCUGCACGAGUUGAUGCACGCGCUCGGCUUCCACCACGAGCACUGCCGCAGCGACCGUGACCAGCACAUCAAGGUCCACGAGGACAACGUCGAGGAAGCUGAUCUCUGUCAGUUCAAGCGGCUGGAGUCCAGUGACCGAGUCUACGGGCUGCCCUAUGACUUUGACUCCAUCUUGCAUUACAGCAGGUGA
Molecule: messenger RNA, 399 nt
Organism: Petromyzon marinus (sea lamprey)
Lineage: Eukaryota; Metazoa; Chordata; Hyperoartia; Petromyzontiformes; Petromyzontidae
Source: RefSeq, a predicted model, not a curated record